Molecule: messenger RNA, 1142 nt
Organism: Nilaparvata lugens (brown planthopper)
Lineage: Eukaryota; Metazoa; Arthropoda; Insecta; Hemiptera; Delphacidae
Product: predicted GPI-anchored protein 58
Exons: 2
Coding region: 191-1003 (270 amino acids)
Source: RefSeq, a predicted model, not a curated record
AUUUUAUCAUAUAGCUUUUUUGAUAAGCACUAACUAUCAGAUGAUAGUCUUCUUAAUCGUUCUUUCGUGAUUGAGAUUAGAAUGAAUGUAAUGUGUAAGAAGACUAUGGGAAAUAUAUAAGUUGGCUACUUUCUCAGUUCAUCUAUAGUUUGGAAUUUGACGGAGCAACCGUACAUAUCCUGCAAACAAGAUGAAGGCUGUCGCCGCCCUUGGCUUUUUCUACGCUGUGAUCCAGCUGUCAGCUGCUGCAUGCUGUCCACCACCAAGCUGUGCCCCAUCAUGUAGCCCAGCCCCACAGCCAAUCUACAUCUCGGCUCCAGCUCCAGCUCCAGUCUGCUCUGCUCCAGCCCCACAGCCAAUCUACAUCUCUGCCCCAGCUCCAGCUCCAGUCUGCUCUGCCCCAGCUCCACAGCCAAUCUACAUCUCUGCCCCAGCUCCAGCUCCAGUCUGCUCUGCCCCAGCCCCACAGCCAAUCUACAUCUCCGCCCCAUCUUGCUCUCCAGCCCCAGCCCCAUCCUGCUCUGCCCCAGCCCCACAGCCAAUCUACAUCUCUGCUCCAGCUCCAGCUUGCUCUGCUCCAGCUCCAGCUCCAGCCGCAGACUGUGGCUCCAACAACCAGGUUGAGACCAUCUACUUCACCGAGGAGUGCACCCCACGCACCCGUCCUCUGGAGAUCGUCAUCCAGGAGUUCGGAACCCGCCCAACCAUCACCACCUGCGGACCACCCCCACCACCAAUCCAGUUCGAGACUGUCCCACAGUACUCCGCUCCAGCUGCUUCCUACUCUGCUCCAGCUGCCUCCUACUCUGCUCCAGUCCAGUCCUACACCUACUCUUCCCCAUCUCCAUCCUACUCUUACUCCUCUGCCUCCUCCUCUUCCUGCUCUGCUCCAUCCCAGCAGAUCGUGAUCUCCGCUGGAUCCAGCUGCUCUCCAGCUCCAGUCGCUCCAUCCUGCUCCAGCACCCCAAUCUACAUCUCUUCCUCCUCCCCAUGCUGCUGCUAAGCAACUCAACACUGGACAACACUAAUGUUGGUUUAUGUUUACAGUAUGCCUCACCAAUGUUGUGAGAUGUUCUCAUGAGAGUUUCAGUGAAGUUCCAUGAUUGAAAAUAAAGAGAUCCAUCCAGUUUGCAAAAAUUAAA